This is a messenger RNA of Crotalus tigris (Tiger rattlesnake), 3031 nucleotides long. RefSeq names its product cystathionine beta-synthase-like. Gene Ontology annotation, molecular function: cysteine synthase activity; cystathionine beta-synthase activity. Lineage: Eukaryota; Metazoa; Chordata; Lepidosauria; Squamata; Viperidae. Gene Ontology annotation, cellular component: cytoplasm. The transcript is spliced from 16 exons. The record is from RefSeq and is a predicted model, not a curated record. Bases 227 to 1972 code for a protein of 581 amino acids.
UUGUGAAAAAUAUUCCUUCAUCUUCAACAAGAAUUGCCAUGGUGCUGGAUUGCGGAAGCAUACUAGAAUGAGUACUGAGUCUGAAAAUUGUAGCUCUUGAAGACUUCCGGAGGAAGAAAUGGUGGAUUGAAGGUAACUCCAUGAAAAGCGGAGCCAAUGAUCAUGGCGAAAAAUGAAGAGUCAGUGAAAUCGAUUGCCUCCUUGAACCUCUCCAGAGAAAGAGAGGAUGGGAGAUCACCCAUGGGUGCUUCAGACAAUUGCUACUCCUAAGGAGGCUGCAAAACUGCUUAUGAUGGCUUCUGUUUAUACUUCAAAUAAAACAAUCAGAGUUUGUCCUUUCCUCAAUGGAGAUGUUCAAAACCCAGAAGCCAGAACUAAUAACACAUGGAUUAGUCCCAAUCUGCCUAGCAGAUGCACUUGGAAACCAGGAAAAUCCAUCUCAGAGUCACCUCAUAGCUAUAUGCCUCAGCAAAAAGAACCAAAGAUUUUGUCAAAUGUCUUAGAGAAAAUUGGACGCACUCCUCUGAUCCGUGUCAACAAGAUUUCAAAAGCUUAUGGUCUCAAGUGUGAACUUUUGGCCAAGUGUGAAUACUUCAAUGCUGGAGGGAGUGUAAAAGAUCGAAUCACUUUAAGGAUGAUAGAGGAUGCAGAAAAAGCUGGUAUCAUAAAACCAGGAGAUACACUCAUUGAACCUACAUCAGGAAAUACAGGAAUUGGAUUGGCUCUCGUAGCUGCAAUGAAGGGUUAUCGCUGUGUCAUUGUCAUGCCAGAGAAAAUGAGUAUGGAAAAGGUUGAUGUUCUGAGAGCACUUGGGGCUGAAAUAGUAAGAACUCCCUGUGCCAAGUUUGAUGAUCCAGAAUCCAAUGUUCGUGUUGCUUGGAAACUGAAAAAUGAAAUUCCAAACUCACAUAUUUUAGAUCAGUAUCGAAAUGCAAGUAAUCCAUUGGCACACUAUGAUACCACAGCUGAAGAGAUCUUGGAGCAGUGUGAUGGAAAAAUUGAUAUGUUUGUGGCUGGAGCUGGCACAGGUGGUACUAUCACUGGUGUUGCCAGAAAGUUGAAGGAGAAAUGUCCUGCAUGCAAAAUUGUUGGAGUAGAUCCCGAUGGUUCCAUUGUUGCUUUGCCCAGCUCAUUAAAUGUAGUCUCAGCCAAGGAUACAACAAUGGAAGUGGAAGGGAUUGGUCAUGACUUUAUCCCAACUGUCCUUGAUAGAUCCGUAAUAGAUCAAUGGUGCAAAAGCAAUGAUAAAGAAUCCUUCCUUAUGGCUCGUAGAUUAAUUAGAGAGGAGGGCUUGCUUUGUGGAGGCAGUGCAGGCAGUGCAAUGUCUGCAGCUGUGAAAGCUGCCAAGCAACUAAAAGAAGGUCAGCGUUGUGUUGUCCUCUUACCUGACUCUGUGAGGAACUACAUGUCUAAGUUUUUGAAUGACAAAUGGAUGGCCCAGAAUGGAUUUCUAAAAGAUGUUCAGGAACAUUAUCCUUGGUGGUGGAAUAUUAAAGUCCAGAAGAUGAAUCUUUCUGCUCCUCUGAUUCUUCUCUCCGAUGUGAGCUGUCAAAAAGCAGUCGAAAUCCUACAAGAAAAGUCAUGCAGUCAAGCACCGGUCGUGGCAGAAUCAGGCGUCAUCUUGGGAAUUGUAAGUAUUACCAACAUCCUCUCCUCGAUCCUGGCAGGAGAUGCACAGUUCUUAGACCCAGUCAUAAAAGUCACUUAUCAACAAUUUUCAAAGAUUAAUCUGGAUGACACCCUGGGAAAGCUUUCACAUGUCCUGGAAAAUGAACAAUUUGCUGUUAUAGUGCAUGAAGUGGAGCAAUACAAUGCAAAGGGGUCCUCCUUGAUGAAACAGAUGGUAUUUGGUGUGGCCACAGCUGUUGAUCUGCUCAGCUUUAUCACACCAAAGAACAAACCUCAAGAUCUAAAUGCAUCAUUCACAUCUGUUUAUGAAAGAACUUUUCCUGAAUCAGGAAAAAAUAACUGAAGAUGUUUAACUUAACGGUUUACAAUAUGGCAGGGCCAUCUGCAGUGGAAAAAAUGAUGGCUGUGAUAGGCUGUGAUAAGGUGACACACAUAAACUCCAAGAGGAGUUUCAAUCGCCCCAAUAUGAUUGCCAUCUUGAUUUCUUUACUGUAUCCUGCUGAAACCCUUGCAAUUUGGGAAGCUUUUUAUAUUAAUGUGUCUAGUAGUUCUUGGUUUACUUGAUGUCAUUCUGAAUAACAAUUCUGGCAAUAAUCUGAGAUUAAGAUGAUCUGAGAAUAAUUUUUAACAAGCUGGUAUUCCCAGACAAUUUCAAAAUAAGGUUCUUGGAGCUAACAGUUUGCUAAAUGAAUCCCCCAAGGAGGUCUUGUUGUUGUGAUUUCUUUUGACAUUUUCAUUUGUAUGUUAACUUUGAUUGAUAAAUGCAUUUCAAAAUCUGCUGGCAGAAGAAUAAAGUGAAAGUAACUGAAUGACAUCCAGAACAUUGACAAAGAAGGGGGCCUGAAGUGAAUGAUUCUGAUGGGCAGUAAGGUGAAGAUGUGUCAGAUUUUUUUGCUCCAGAGGAAAAAAAAAAUCUUACCCAUGUGGGGUGACUAUAGGUUGUAUCUGUUAAUACUGAUAAAUGCAAAUUUAAUCUCCCACAUUUUUCAGUAAGAAAGGUUUCUAGAUUGGGAAAAUUAUAUACAUUUCCUCUUGAUUUCAGUAGACUGGCAGCAAUGCAACUGAGGAUCGGAUUUGAGGAAAUUUGAGAGCCUUUUUACAGAAUCAGAAUAUAAACACUUUUGGCAUUAACUUCUCUAUUUAAAUUCUCAUUUUAAUCACGGAAACAAAUCAUUGCAUGCAGAAUACAGGUAGUCCUUGAUUUAUGACCACAAUUGAGCCCAAAUUUUCUGUUGCUAAGCAAAUCAGUUGUCAAGUGAUUUUUUUCUCCCCAUUUUAUUAUCCUCCCUACCACUGUUAUUAGGUGAAUUACUACAAUUUUAAAUUAAUAACAUGGUUGCUAAGUGAAUCUGGUUUCCCCAUUGACUUUGCUUGUCAGAAGAUCGCAAUAGCUGAUUAUAUG